This is a messenger RNA of Trichoderma breve, 2184 nucleotides long. RefSeq lists its product as uncharacterized. The transcript is spliced from 4 exons. The coding region runs from base 1 to 2184 and encodes 727 amino acids. The record is from RefSeq and is a predicted model, not a curated record. NCBI's taxonomy places the organism in Eukaryota, Fungi, Ascomycota, Sordariomycetes, Hypocreales, Hypocreaceae.
AUGUUCCUAGGGGAAAUCAGGCCCCUUGCGGUAGAGCAACGCUUCAAUAUCCGCAAAUCAUCGAUCAGUUCAGCUGAAUCAAGUAUCCAGGGAGCUACGGAGGUGAUUGGGAACAUGUUGUCGGUCAACUUUUCCACCCCGCUUACCGGGCCUGCCCGGUCUGAAAGGAUCAAGCAAAUGUCUAAUAACCACCCGGCAUAUGAGAAAUCGCGUUUAACGCAAGAGGUUUUGGUCAAGAUACAGCACUCUUUGAGGCGAAUGCCUGGCGUUUCCGCAAAAGAAUCGGCCGAAAUCAUUCAAAGCCUAAUAGAAGUUGGUCAGGUCAUCAGCCAGGAAACUAGUGCACUCGUUAAAGCUGUGAUGAAUCUUCAUCUUGACCAAGAAGAUACGGAUAAAGCCAUUGCUCGCAUGAGCAUCGAAGCGAAUCUUGCCAAGGCUAGAACUGAUGAUCAGAGCCAAACGAUCAACAGCCUCCGCGAAGAGCUCAAGGCCGAAAAGGAGAAACGGGAACAGGCUGAGUCUACCCUCAAGAAUAUGAUGGAAGGCAUAGUGGACAUUGCCGCCGAGCUCAAGCAGUUGAGGGAUAAGGCUGACAGGCAGAAAUCCGACUCUUCAAACAAUUCACCCACUACUGACGGUGAAUUUGUCGUCAAGACUCUCGACAACAUGAUCCAGAUUUUGGAAGACCAAGUCAAUAAACAUCAUGUGCCUUGGGUUGGCCCUGUGACUCGAGCCAUCGAGCCUAUCAUCGAAACUGGUCCAGCUAGAAAUGGCUAUCACAGGCCUCUGGUGCCUCUACAGGAAGAGACUUCGGGCGACGGGAGUGUCUUCAGCGAUGUUCCACCACCUCCCCGGGCUGCUUCGGCUUUUCAGCCUACUCAUCGCCCUCCUAUGGGACCGCCGCCGCCGCCAAAGUUUGGACAGUUCCAGGGCAUACCACCUCGGCCUCCAACAGCCCUGUCUCACGAGCGCCGAAGUGCCAACGCGUGGAACCUAGUUGCGCCUAUCCAGGGCGGUAGGCCAGGCUCCUUCAACAACAAGCCCCAGUUCCCGGGUCCCCCUUAUGGCCGGGCUCCCUCUCGCCAAGGGUUCCAGAACAAUCAUCGUUUUCGGCCUGAUAGUUUCCCCCAUUCUGCAUUUGCGCUGCCAGAGAACCCACCUCCUAGGUCCAACAGCGCAUUUGCAUAUGGGCGUGACUAUUUCCCUAACACUCCAACAGGUCCAGGCCGUGGCAGAUAUGGCGGCCGUCUGCGUGACAACAAUAUGCCGCCGCCUCCUUCACUAGAUUUCGCUGCCUCCUCGUCUAGUGGCUCUACUUCUGGCCCUGCUAGCACCAUCGCCAACCGCAGCCCAUACUCUAGUCAGCCGAUCACGGUCACAGAACAAACCGUCCAGGCGUGGCAUGGGUAUAUGAUGCAUUUCUAUGCGGCCAUUCGCAACUUUGUUGAGCGUCAUGCCAACAAUCCCGAUGUCACAGGGGAGGUGAAGCUGAGCCAGACUCAUCUGUGGCCGAUCCUGCUUGCCACAUACUUUCCCCUUUCUGAGCAGGAGGCCGAAUCUUACCUCGAGUUUCACGUUCGCAGCGAGAAUUCUAAAUCAUGCAUCGUCACUCGAGUCGUUAUCGAUUUUGUCGUGAACCGUGUUUGGAACGCCAGCGCCUGGGCCGGUGCCGAUGCCGAUUCUACGUUUAGCAUCAUGGAAAUAGAGAGAGACCUAGACCGAACCGCAGGUCAAACAUCGGCUGUUCGCCAACCAAUCCUCGACCGCAUGGCCACCGUCAUUGAUGCAGUCAUCAAAAAGGAGCAAGGCGGCCCCUUUGUCAAGAAUAAAAUCGAGGAGGCCACCCAAACGCUCCUCGCCAGCCUGCAGCCUCUCAUGAACAAAUUCUACAACUCCGCCGACGCCUUCCGCGACCUGGAGCAGGUCAUCGACAGCGCCUACGAGAUCUCGUGCAAGAUCCUCACCAGUCGCCUGACGUUCGAUUUCCGCUUCCCCGAAAUCGGCAGCCGCUUCUCUUCGCAGUCCAUGCUGCCCAUCUGGCCAAACAGCGACCCGUUGGAGCUGCAGGCGAAGCACUGGCGUGUGGCUCUUGUGACUACACCCGUGGUGACUUGCCGGAACGACACGGGCUCCAACAUUUCCGCACACUCUGUGUCUCUGGCGGACGUGUUUUGUAUGCAAUGA